This is a messenger RNA of Trichoderma citrinoviride, 939 nucleotides long. RefSeq lists its product as hypothetical. Lineage: Eukaryota; Fungi; Ascomycota; Sordariomycetes; Hypocreales; Hypocreaceae. The record is from RefSeq and is a predicted model, not a curated record. Gene Ontology annotation, biological process: regulation of transcription by RNA polymerase II. The transcript has a single exon. Gene Ontology annotation, cellular component: nucleus. The annotation marks the transcript as partial. Gene Ontology annotation, molecular function: RNA polymerase II cis-regulatory region sequence-specific DNA binding; DNA-binding transcription factor activity, RNA polymerase II-specific.
AUGGCAGGCCUUACCGAGGCUCCCCCUUUCAUCGCCUGCGGUCCAGACUACGCCCAUGCAGGACACAUCGCCAUGCCCUUUCCGCCGGCGGACCGGGACGGCGCCGCUGCCUUGCCACCGAAAUGGCCCAACAUGUGCCACGGCGCAGCCGCCGGUCUAGAACAACACCCAGAUGCCUUCCUGCCUACCCUCCCCUGGCAGGCCACCGAAUGGGACAUGACAGAGGGCUUCCUCAAGUAUCCCGACCCAUGCUUCCACAGCCCUCCGACGGAGAGCGUCGUCUCUAACACCGACAGCUCUGUCGGCGCCGGCACCCCCAUCUGGGACUAUCACAACGACCAGCUCUCGCCCGGACGGGAGCUGAGCCCUUCCACAACCGCCACCUCUCCCUCAGAAAACACAUCCUUCGACCAGUUCAUCUCAAUAGCCCCUUCAUCAUUACACACAUUCAAAGAGGAGCCUUCACCUUCAUCACCUCCCCCCAAGAAGCAGACGAAGCCUCGGAAAGCAUCUACCACCAAGACAUCAUCGCCAAAGACAUCAUCAUCAUCUUCAUCAUCAUCAAAGACAUCAUCAUCAUCAUCAAAGACUUCAUCACCAAAGACAUCACCAAAAGCAUCACCCGUCGAGGAGGGAGGCAUCUCCAAAAGGCCUCGCCGGACCAAGACGGCGCAAGAGCAGGAAGCCAGCCGGGCGCGCAUCCGGGAGAAGAACCGGGUCGCGGCGGACAAGUGCCGCGGCCGGCAGCGCAUCGCCGUCGAGAAGCUCAGCUCCAAGCACGACGCGCUGGAGGAGGAGAACCGGCAGCUGUCGCAGAUCUUGAAGGACCUGAUCGCGGAGCGCAUCGUGCUCAAGAACAUGCUGCUGGAGCAUGGCAACUGCGGGUCGGAGCUGAUUGAGAAUUAUCUGAGGGAGAGCGCGGUGCGGUGGGUGAAGCAG